GUAUUAAUGCGCGGGAACAACUGUCAACACCGACAACCUGAAAUUCCUCUAAAUUGACUGAAAACUACCGUGAAUUUAUUGCAUUAAUCAAGGUUAACAAUGCUGUGAUCCAGUUUUAUUUUUUAUACUGACUAGAUAAACAAGGUACUUUCAUUCUGAUACAAUCCGAAGAGGCAAAUCAAAUGUCACCCCCCCCCUCCCCCAGCCUAUUGCACAUGAUAUUUUGUGCGAGAUUUAUUCUGUUUUAUGCUAGAAAUGUUAUACCAAUUCGGUUUUGCAUGUUUUUGGCAGUUUACUAAAAUUUUACCCUGCCAUGAGAACUGAAAGGGUGGAAGUUCGUAAUCAACGGGAGUGAAAGUAAGACUGACGAUUCGCCUAUUUUUGGAAGGCCUAACGUAAAUUUGUCCUGUGAUAUGUUCAUAUAAAGUUAGACGAUGUGAUGAAGAAUGGAGGCAGACGACUCGGAUUCAGCAAGUGUGGAGUAUAACUUUGAGACACAGCCGGACAGUGUUGGGUUUAUGGUGCUAACCUCACAGUCUGAGUCACAGCCCAGAAACACUGAAGAUGCUGACAUCAUGCAGAUAUGGCCGGCUCUGCAGCAAGGAGAAGAACGAAAAGAGAAAGAAAAGAAAUCUUUGGUGAAUUGCCUGGCAUCUGUUAUGGACACCUCUGGAGACGAGCAAAAGCCAGCAGAAGCUGCACAGAUCCUAGCCACUGAGACAGAGUUAAGCGAGUCAGAGAUGGAAACUGAGGUCACUGUGAUUGAAAAAACAGGCAAAAGUGACCACAGCACACCAGAACCAGAGGAAAAACAAACACCAAAAACCACUGGAAGGUCGCCAUUGACAGCCGAUUUUAGAUCCUUAUCUCCUCAGGAUAUGUUUGAAAAUGAUGAUGAAGAAGUAGCAGUGUGUACAUCAGCAGGGUUUGUUGGAUCCCUACAUUUGUCUAAUCAGGCCAUGCUGGUCCCAGAAACUACAGAGUCAGAAGACCCCCUACCCUCCACUCCAGAAGAAUUUGAGGGACUCCCUAAAAUCAUACCAAGCUCUCCAACAGAUGGAUCAUUCCAAGAAGAUGGAAAAACUGAUGACCCUACACAUUAUAAUCCAAAAGAUGACUCCACACUUGCAGAUGAAGCCACAGUAGUCAAGAAAUCAAGGAAGUCAGAUGAGCCUGAGUCAUCCCAAUGCAAGAGCCUGAGUUCUACUGGAGACAAAAAGGACCUGGGAGAAAACAGGACACAGUCUGAGUCUGUACAGUAUAAUCCUCAAAAAGAGAGAACCUUGGUAGAAAGCUCAGAUGACCAGCAAUCAUUACACCUACAUUACUCCGAAACCCAAAAAUCAUCAUUGUCAAGGCGCCAGGAAGAUACAGCAGACUCAGUGGAGGUUGUAGGGACAAGUUUUAUGGAUGUCAUUUCUAUCAAAAGCUCAGAUGGCACAGAGAUUGACCCAGUGCCUGAGUCCCAGGAGUUGUCCCUGAGACUGACGCCGUCACAGAGUGAUAAAUCCAGCAAGGGCACAGACACAGAGACUGUAGUCACCCAGCCAAUCAGGAGGAGGGUACCUAUGGUCAGGAGUCAGGACCUGGUCACAGAGAGACAGGUGCUUAGACAUGACAAGAAGACAGACAAGAUCAUGUCUCAGCCAGCUAGACCGGAUAGAAACCAGGAGGUUGAUGUAGAUAGACUGAGGGGUGAGGCAGUGGAGGCUAGAGGCAAGGGACCAGGAUUAGUAAUGGCUUCUGAAUCAGAAAUGUUUGCUUUGUCAUUGCCCAAAGAUGGUGAAUUGUUGCACCCAAAAGUCUCCUCAGGCAAAUCCUCAAAACCUGAAGUGGACAGCCAGUCCAGUGUUGUAAAAGUCAGUCAGGGCACCCCAGGAAAGAAGUCAGGUAGAACCAAAGUCUCCGGAAGCCCUACUAGGUCUGGAAGACAGGAGGGAAACAAUGGCCAGGAAGGAGGGGACACUGUGCUUAGUGAACCGGGACCAAGUCAUCAAGCAGCAAAAGACAACCAAGGCUUAGAAAAUACGCCACCACUUGUGGAGUCUCAAGUCUCAACUAGAUGUUUCUUGCUACAGCCACCUCACAUAGAAAACAUAGCAAUGAAAGAGAUGGAGGAUACGCAACAGAAUGUGUUCAAGAGGACCAUGUCUGAAAUUGCCUCCCCCAGAAAAAGAGUCAUUCAAGAGGACAGUGAUGACGAGGUAACAAUACAUGUACAUAAGAGACAAAAAAAAUCAAGAUCUAGUCAACUGGGGAGCUCAGAUGAAGAUGCUAGCCAAAAAAAAAAUUCUCCAUCUCGACAUCCUGGCACACCUAAGACUACAACAAUGGAACAAUCUUUACAGAAUUCUGAGAAGGGCUCAACAAGAGGAACUCCCAUAAGGAAGAUUCCAUCCAUCUCUAGUGAGGGGAGCCAGUCCAAAGUGUCAUUACAGAAAAAGACAUCAAUAUCCACUGAAGGGGGUUAUCAAGCUAGCAUAGAGGAUGAACACAGUAUAUCCAACAUCAAUGACCAGGAAACAGCAUUAGCUGGACAGGGCUCUAGACCAUUGAUUGCCAUUCCAGUGUGGAGUCAAGAGCAAGUAACUGUUAACCCUCUUCCUGACUUAGAACCUGAUACUUCUAUGGUUAAAGAUGUUCCAAAGAGACGGACAAAAAAAAGUACUCCCAUUGUUCAGACUCCUGUAUCAGGAAAGAAAAGGAAAUGUCUAACAAAACUGCGGACAGGAAGUCGCAUUAAGAAAUGUGCCUCCCCCAGAGACACCCAGCCAAGGACCCCCUCUCUGACCGCGGCACCAACAGUUGUUGUCACCACCACCUCGUCAACCAGCAGCGAAGAGAGCGCUCAUAUCAAUGUGUUAGGACAGGGACUCCUAGCACAGAGGUCCACCAUUAUCCUGUCCCCACCCCUUGCUCGGGCCUCCUCCCUAGAGUCGGUGUUAUCCCGCCAGCCACGGAUGUCCACUUCAGAGACGCCCACUAACCGACCUUCAAAGGUCAGGGCCAGUAAAACGGAGCCAAGGUUUAAGAUUCCAGUGAGGACUGAGCUAGACAGGUCACCAAGUCUGGAACAGCAGCUGAGUACUACAGAAGAUGUAGAAAGGAAGACAGUUAUAAUUAAGGUCAAGCAGUUUGAAGUCCGGACUGAAAUCACUGAAAUGAUACGACAAGGAAAGGUUGUUUCCAGAUCAGAGAAAGAGGUUGCUAAGGAACCUGUGACAGUGAAGGUCAAGACCUACCAGGAGAUGGAAGCCCUGUCACCCGGCACAUUUUCCUCCUCCAGCACAGGAAGUUCACUGGCGUCUGGUUACCUAGGCGACAUUAGCUCUGGUUUGUCUCGCUCUGGUUCUUCCAAUGUUCCUUCCUUGAGUGAACAUGAGAUACCAUUAACACAGCCUAGCUCAAUAAGUCUGGAAGUCAGCUCUGUAGAGGUGUCAGAAGUUCUCUCCCCUGUAGUGGAAGCAGUAGAGGGAGCUACAGUUCAGGGAUGUAGUAGUGCAACACCAGCAGCCGUGUCAGUGUCGGCCUCUGUGAGAUCAGAGUCUAUUACUCCCAAUGUGUCCAAAGGUUUUGCGGUAAUUCCAACAUCAGCCUUCCUGACUGACGUGCCUUCCACUAGUGCAGGAGUUGGACAUGAGCACAGUCUUCAUAGCAGAAAAAAGCAAGUCUCCAGUGAAGAAGUUAGUUCUGAAGUUCCCUACCAAGAUGAGUUAAACAUCACGGCAACCACAGAGAGCAUUGGUGUUGGACUGUUAAGAUCAAGGCCAGUGAAAGAUUCUCGUGUGAUGGCAAAAUGGAAAGAUGGCUACUACUAUCCAGGAAUUAUACAAAAAGUUGAGGGAUCCAGGUACCAAGUUAAGUUUGAUGAUGGAGAUUCCCGCUAUGUCCGACACUCGGAGGCCUUGCUGAUUGAGCGCCUGCCCCUGGGUCAGCCGGUGAUGGUCCAGUCCCAGGACGGAUACUUUGACGCUGGGCUCAUUGUUGGCCAAGUCAAAAAGGGAGGGGUUUUCCAGUAUUCUGUGGAGAAAGAUUCUGGUGAAACACGAACGUUCAGCAACAGUGAUGUGAUUUUGAGUGAGGAGCAGGCCAACCUGUUGCUGACUGACCUCCCGACCUCACCCCAGAAGGCUGUCCCCUUGAUAGAGCCCAACCCAGCCAAUGUCAGUCUAGAUAAUCUUGUGGAGGGUAAAAGAAGGGCAGGCAACACAACUACACAUGGUGAUGAAACGGCACCUAAGAAACCCUCUACAUCCAAGGGAGCAAGCUGUGUAGAGGGGGAGGAGGCCCCACAGUCCUCUACAAGAGGGAAGAGAAGGAUCCACCCACUACCCCAGCAGGCCACCAGUACUCCCACUCGAAAAGAGAAAGGGAGGGGGGCUAGUAGAGUGGCUGAUCCCGAGUCGACCCCUAUCUAUCCUGAUGUAGCGGUAUCCCCGAUUGAGCCGAGGAGAUCCCCAAGGAAAGCACGACAUGGUUUGUUUGGUAAGGAGAAGCAGCCAUUCAAUGCCACACCCUUUUCUGGCCUAGUCUUCCUACUGACCUAUGUAGAGAAGUCUAAAGACUUGAAAGAGGAGGAGAAGACCAUCCUGAAGAACCCAGAUCUGACAUCUGAUGACAGCUCUGUUGAACAAGCUGAUGAUGAUGAAGUUCCCUUUGACAAACAAGACAUCAUAACAAAGAUCCAAGCUGGAGGGGGUGUUGUCUUGGACAAGUUUGACGAGGCUGCUAUUGCAAAUGCCAAGCAGUGCUUUUUGAUAUCCAAUUCCUACCAGAGGACCAUAAAAUACUUUCAGUGUUUGGCAGCGGCAAUUCCAUGUAUAUCGCAUCUCUGGAUAAGGGACUCCUCCAAUGAGGGAGUGUUAUUGGAUUAUAAAGCAUACAAAUUACAAGCUGGGGUCAGCCUUGAAAAGAGAAAGAAAAUGGAAUGGUCGAACAGAAAGGGAGAUCUACUAGGCCUCUCUGUGUUUGUCUCCUCAUCUCACAAAAAAUUCCAGGAGGAGUGGUCCUUCAUCCUGAAGCUCGCGGGAUGUCAGGUUCUACACAAACUCCCAACCGUAAAUUCUGAUACUCGACUUGAUGUUAUUGUUACUGAUCUCACCUGUCCCAAAACUGUGUUACAUCGCAGCAGGAAAUCCGGAAUACCCCUGGUGGCCUCAGAGUGGGUUAUGCAGUGUUUAAUUAAUGGAAGGAGACUCAAUUAUAGGGGACACCCACGAUAUAAUUAUGACUUUCACUCCUGAUGCAACGAAAAGUGUUAGAAUAUUUACAUGUACAUGUAUACUUAUAAAAUGUUUAAGUAUAUGUAGUUUCCAGCUGUUAUGAGGCACUUUUAUCAUACUUUGAAAUAAGAUGAGGAGUUAUGUACAUGAUUAAAAAUUCUUAAAGAAUGUGCAUUGAACUAAAAUUACUGUUUGUAACGAUGCAUGAUACAGAUCCUACAUGUACAUGUACCAGUACAUAUAUGUUGGAUGUAUAGAAACUU
Molecule: messenger RNA, 5485 nt
Organism: Magallana angulata
Lineage: Eukaryota; Metazoa; Mollusca; Bivalvia; Ostreida; Ostreidae
Product: TP53-binding protein 1-like
Exons: 32
Coding region: 447-5243 (1598 amino acids)
Biological process (GO): DNA damage checkpoint signaling; positive regulation of transcription by RNA polymerase II
Cellular component (GO): nucleus
Molecular function (GO): histone binding
Source: RefSeq, a predicted model, not a curated record